AUGGCAGAUAUAAGCGACUCUCCUCCUCCUACCCCGACACGAGGCCAACCAAGGUUCAAAAAUGGAAUUUCACCUUGUGAAUUUCCGGAUGAAUAUUAUCCUGGGGGCCUUCACCCAGUUCAUCUGGAUGAUGUCUUCAAUGAUGGCCAGUACAAGGUCAUCCGCAAACUUGGACAAGGUUCCUUCUCUACAGUCUGGCUUGCCCAUGACCUAAAGAACUCUCGAUAUGUAGCUUUGAAGAUUCUUAUCUCAGACAAAGAGAAACAAUCCCGAGAAUUGGAGAUCUUGCACCAUCUUAUCAAAGUCGCUCCUGAAUCGGCCCAGUAUAUUACGCAACUUCUCGAUGAGUUUGAAAACGAUGGUCCUAACGGCACGCAUACAUGUCGCAUAAAGCUGGGUGACAAGGAGCAGUAUCCGCUCCAGACCGCAAAACAUGUCUUCAGGGACGUCUUGAAGGGAUUGAACUUUCUUCAUAAGAACGGCAUUUCCCAUGGAGACUUGCAGCCAGGAAACGUCCUUUUCGCAGUUAGACAAAUCGAUUCCUAUAAUGAAGCAACCCUCCGCCACGUAGAAAAGUGGAAAGGUUGGUCGUCAUGCUUGGUCGAGAGAAUAGAUGGCAAGGAAGAUAAAUGGGCACCUAAGUACCUGUAUGCCGCAGAGCCGCUGUCUAACUACACAGGUCUUGAUGGGCACUGGAACAUCAUUAAUGAGAACCUCACGGUAAAGCUAUCAGACAUGGGUGGCGCAUAUUUCUUCAACGAUCCUCCCAAGAAGCCUAUUGUCCCGACCGGUCUUCGAGCUCCCGAACUAAUUCUGAAAGGUGAACUUCACAAAACUCAGGAUAUCUGGAGCUUCGGAUGCAUCCUCUUCGAAAUGAUCACUGGAAGUCCUCUUUUCUACAUAUUCGGCCCAAGCGACGACGACCCCUCCUUACUAGAUGACGAACAUCUCCUCGAGGUCAUCGAUAGGCUUGGCCCACUCCCCGGUGAGCUAUACAAGUACUGGAAGACCUCCUCACGAUACUACACCCAGGAUGGAACAAAGUACAACUGUAUGAUUGGCGGUGUUCCUGAGGGUCGGGAGCCGCUUAUGCUGGAAGAGAGUUCCAUGGAACAAGCCUUUGAAAUCAAUAGUCCAGAUAUGACCGAGGAGGAGGCACAGGAGGUCAAAAAGCUCAUUCGAUGGAUUCUUCAGUACGAUCCUGCUAAGAGACCCUCGGCUGAGGAGAUCCUCCGUCAUCCAUGGUUUGCAAAGGACUCAAGCGAGCAGGUAGAGUAG
Messenger RNA from Fusarium fujikuroi IMI 58289, 1278 nucleotides. Its product is annotated as related to dis1-suppressing protein kinase dsk1. Gene Ontology annotation, molecular function: protein kinase activity; ATP binding. The transcript is spliced from 4 exons. The record is from RefSeq and is a predicted model, not a curated record. Gene Ontology annotation, biological process: spliceosomal complex assembly; regulation of mRNA processing; protein phosphorylation. Lineage: Eukaryota; Fungi; Ascomycota; Sordariomycetes; Hypocreales; Nectriaceae. The coding region runs from base 1 to 1278 and encodes 425 amino acids.